AUGUCUCCUCUCGAUAACCCCGCAUUGCCCAAAGGCUCGCUCGUUCUAGUCACUGGCGCAAAUGGUAAUCUAGCGACUCACAUCAGCGACCAGUUUCUUCAAUAUGGCUACAAAGUUCGAGGUGUCGUCCGUGACAUCGAAAAGAAUGCCUGGUUGGCCGAGCACUUCGAGAAGAGCUAUGGCAAAGACGUUUAUGAACUUGUCCAGAUCCCUGAUUUGACAGCUGACGGGGCACUUGAUGAGGCUAUCAAAGGCGUGGCUGCAGUUGUCCAUACGGCAUCGGAGGUGUCAUUCAGCCCUGACCCGAAUAUUGUCGUCGCUGGGUCCAUUGCCCUCGUAUUGAGCGCCCUUAAGGCUGCCUAUGCGACAGACAGCGUCAAGCGUUUCGUCUUUACCUCUUCCUCGUCCGCUGCUGUCUUAUCCCAUCCCAAUAUUCCAGCUACGACGGUCACUGAAGAAUCCUGGUGUGAAUACGCUGUCCAACAAGCUUGGGCAGACCCUCCUUACACGCCUGAGCGUGCCGGCAUGGUGUACGCUGCAAGCAAAGUGCAAGCCGAGCAAGCACUCUGGAAAUACCAGAAGGAGAACGCUGAAAAGCGGCCAGACUUAGUUGUCAACUCAAUUCUCCCCAACUUCCUUUAUGGCAAGGUUCUCGACCCUGUCCACCAGGGUUCCAGAGGAACGUGCUCAUUUAUUCCCUCUUUGUACAAGGGAGAAAUUUCGCCCAUGUUUACCUGGGUUGUUAGACAGUAUUAUGUUAAUGUCCAGGAUGCCGCGCGCCUUCAUUUCAUCGCGGCGACUUUUCCCGAAGUCAAACAACAACGGAUUUUCGCUUUCGCGGGCCGCUUCAGCUUCGACAAGAUCAUUGACAUAUUGAAGGAGCAAAAUCCUGGGCGCACUUUCCCCGAUCACUUCUCUGGGGGUGAGGAUCCCAAUGAGAUUCCUCCUGCCAAGAAGGCCGAGAAACUACUACAAGAGCUGGGACGUCCCGGAUAUAUCAGCCUGGAAGAUACUGUCGCCGACAAUGUUGCGCAUCUGCGCGACGGCACGGCUUAA
Molecule: messenger RNA, 1056 nt
Organism: Clonostachys rhizophaga
Lineage: Eukaryota; Fungi; Ascomycota; Sordariomycetes; Hypocreales; Bionectriaceae
Source: the annotation of a GenBank genome assembly